Messenger RNA from Juglans regia (Persian walnut), 1287 nucleotides. RefSeq names its product CASP-like protein 5C1. The record is from RefSeq and is a predicted model, not a curated record. The transcript has 3 exons. The coding region runs from base 752 to 1213 and encodes 153 amino acids. Gene Ontology annotation, cellular component: membrane. NCBI's taxonomy places the organism in Eukaryota, Viridiplantae, Streptophyta, Magnoliopsida, Fagales, Juglandaceae.
UUAUUAAAUGGAAUUAUUAUAUGGACACUGUUUAAUUAUCAUGUAUAAAGUAAUUAUGGAGAAAUACAAGAAAAAUUAGGCAAGAACAAGAAAAAAGUGGUACUAACCUAUGGCUAUUGAAAAGCAACCUCUUAACUUGAAGGAGGGAACUAGAACAUGAUAAUUAACCAGUACCAAGAUCACAAAAAUGAAAAAGCAUAAGCCAACUCAUUCCUGAAUCCCAAGAGACAACAAGACAAUCUCUCCAACCAGACUUGCCACCCAAUUACAGUGGAAAGCUAGAAGUAUCAAAUCCCGCAUAUAAUUAAACUCCAAAAAGCUUUACACGAGUCGAAACUCCCACCUGAAAACUUGCCGGAAAACUGCUGUCAACUGUGUCUGUAUGUCAGAGAGAGAGAGAGAGAGAGAGAGAGAGAGAAGUCUUUGUUGCCGUGAAGUAAAGUUGACGUUUCCUCACACCAUCACUUCUUCCACAUCAUUUAAUUCCUUCAUUUGCAAAAUUCUGAUAGUCUCAUAAAAGAGAAAAGUAAAGGCCAAGAAUGUUGCGCACUUAUUGGGAAUUGUGAGAUCAUGUUCAUCAUUGAUCUUAUACCUCUUGUUUUUGUUGUCAUCAAAGUCCCACUUCAAAACAAGAAUGACAAGCUUGGGGUGUUUAUGGGUGGGAAUUGGAAGACAAAGUGAUGAGCCUAUUUAAGGGAAGAGGCAAAACCAGAUAUAGAAGAGGCACAUCCCAUGCAACAAGGCCAUACCCAUGGAUGAGGUACCUGGCUCUCUGGGGACCAGCGCCAGCUUUUCUUUGAGAUUGGGCCAGGCUAUCUUUUCCUCUGCCUCUCUACUUUUCAUGUCUUUGGGUGUCGAAUUCUACAGCUACACCGCUUUCUGCUACUUGGUAACAAUCAUGGGUUUGGCUAUACCCUGGAGUUUCACUUUAGCCCUGGUGGAUGGAUACUCUGUUCUGGUUAAAUGCUCUAUCCGGCAGCCGGGUAUACUGCUGAUCAUUAUCGUAGGAGAUUGGGUAUUAUCCAUUCUCACACUGGCUGCAGCUUGCUCAACAGUUAGUGUUGUGGACUUUCUCCUCCAGUGUAAUAAUGGGGCAUAUUGCCCACCGAAGUUUUGCAGCAGAUAUCAGAUAUCAGCUGCCAUGGCUUUCUUGUCAUGGCUUCUGUCUCUGGCUUCAGCUCUGUUCAAUCUCUGGUUACUCCCCUCCUUGUGAUUUUGUCAUGAAUCUUGUACAUAAAUAGAGUCCGAGUUUUAAUGGAUGGAAGUUUUCAGUUGUACAAUUACAAA